Phragmites australis (common reed) is the source of this 1228-nucleotide messenger RNA. RefSeq names its product auxin-responsive protein IAA19-like. Gene Ontology annotation, molecular function: protein binding. Lineage: Eukaryota; Viridiplantae; Streptophyta; Magnoliopsida; Poales; Poaceae. Gene Ontology annotation, biological process: regulation of DNA-templated transcription. Bases 148 to 951 code for a protein of 267 amino acids. The record is from RefSeq and is a predicted model, not a curated record. Gene Ontology annotation, cellular component: nucleus. The transcript is spliced from 5 exons.
GCCUUCUUUAACAAGGCACCACCGCCACCUCCUCCUCUCCAAACGAACAAACAAAAAGAGGCCUCUCUUCCCUGCCCCGCGCCUCUCCCCACCCGUCUCUCAGCUCUCCUCAGCCUCUCGCCGCCCCCGCCUCCGGCUGCGAUUCCGAUGACUCCGCCCCUCGAGGCGCGCGACUACAUCGGCCUCGGCGCCGCCGCCGCCUCCUCCUCCCCGUCCUGCUCGUCCGCGUCCUCCCCCGCCAGCCAGGCGCCGGGGCCGCACCUCGCGCUCCGCCUCGGGCUCCCGGGGUCGGAGUCCCCCGUCGACGCGGCGCUCACCCUCGGCCCUGCACCUCCCAGGGGCGGCGCCAAGCGCGGGUUCGCCGACUCCCUGGACCGACCCGUGAAACGGGAUGCUGCUACCGAUGACGCUGCUGGGGGCGUGAGGGGGGAGGAGAAGGGGAUGGCGGAAGCCGCCGCGGGAGCUCCACGAGCUGCCAAGGCACAAGUUGUUGGAUGGCCGCCUGUUCGGAGCUACCGGAAGAAUACGUUAGCUGCGAGUGCCACAAAGACCAAGGAGGAAGACGAAGAUAGAAGUGAGGCAGGAUGCUGCUAUGUUAAGGUCAGCAUGGAUGGAGCCCCGUACCUAAGGAAGGUGGAUCUCAAGACAUAUUCAAGCUACGAGGAUCUCUCACUUGGUCUUGAGAAAAUGUUCAGCUGCUUCAUCACUGGUAAAAGCAGUUCAUGCAAGCCAUCAAGAAAAGAAAGGCUUAAUGAUGGUUCUAGGGCUGAUGCCCUUCAGGACCAAGAAUAUGUCCUUACUUACGAAGACAAAGAUGCUGACUGGAUGCUCGUUGGUGAUCUUCCCUGGGACUUGUUCACCUCAAAUUGUCGGAAACUGAGAAUUAUGAGAGGUUCUGACGCUGCUGGCAUGGCUCCAAGAUCACUGGAACAGAUGGGUCGGAACAAAUAGGUGUCCUGUCCUACAUCUGAACAACAAAAGAACGGACUAGUUUAAUUGUGAGAUGGCACUGAAGGGUGCGAUGGUUAUUCCGAAGUGCUUCUGUUAGACUUUUUUACAUGUGCAGUGAGAUCUGUGGCCUACUGUAAGACACCCAUUUUGCCCACGAGAUUGUCAUGUGUCAUUGUAGAUGGUCGCUUUUGUCUGUGAAAGAUCGAACCCGGUAGCCUACUGCUUCCUCUAUGAUACUUUAAUUUGUUUGCUUAUAUAUAUUCAGAAGUUUGCACUG